This is a messenger RNA of Tuber melanosporum (Perigord truffle), 2959 nucleotides long. RefSeq lists its product as uncharacterized. Gene Ontology annotation, cellular component: cytoplasm. Lineage: Eukaryota; Fungi; Ascomycota; Pezizomycetes; Pezizales; Tuberaceae. Bases 49 to 2355 code for a protein of 768 amino acids. The record is from RefSeq and is a predicted model, not a curated record. Gene Ontology annotation, molecular function: glycosyltransferase activity. The transcript is spliced from 11 exons.
GCCGUUGAGAGGAAUUAUUCUUUCCAAUAAUCAAGACGCGCUUUCAAGAUGGACGUCUAUUGCACUCUAUUGUUGAGUGACGGCUACCUCCCAGGCGCCCAGGUACUAGCCUACUCUCUCCGCGAUGGGGGCACAUCAAAGAAGCUCGCGGUUCUGGUGACCAUAGAGACCUGUUCGGAGGAAACGAUCGAGGAGUUGAAGCGUCUCUAUGACUACGUCAUUCCUGUGGAUCGUAUCUGCAGCGAGGCUACCACCAAUCUUGGGUUGAUGAACCGUUUGGACCUCAACGCCACCUUCACUAAGAUCAAUUUGUGGAAGCAAACUCAAUUCCGAAAGAUUGUCUAUAUUGAUGCCGACGUUGUCGCAAUCCGUCAUCCGGAUGAGCUGUUUGAUCUUGAGGCCGACUUCGCUGCGGCUCCUGAUAUUGGUUGGCCCGAUUGUUUCAACUCGGGAGUGAUGUUGCUUCGUCCUCAUAUGGGAACUUACUACUCGCUCCUUCAGCUUGCUGGGCGUGGUGUUUCAUUUGAUGGUGCCGAUCAGGGUCUCUUGAACUCUUAUUUCAAAAACUGGCAUCGCAUCUCUUUCACAUACAAUUGCACACCUUCCGGCCAUUAUCAAUACACCCCCGCUUUCACUCACUACGGAGCGAACAUCUCUUUAGCGCAUUUCAUCGGGGCCGAGAAGCCAUGGAAUGUGGGGAGGUCCUCUAUCAAGGACUCUGGUUCAACUAACUCAAGCGGCACGCCUUAUCACCAACUGUUGGGUUAUUGGUGGGCGACUUGGGAUAAGCAUUUUAGAGGCCAGCAGGAAGGCUCGAAUGACUCCGCUAGUGGUGGCUCUAGCUAUCGAGGGUCUGCCAGUGGGUCUGGAUCUGGUUUUAGGCAAGCCUAUUCGGGCCCAGUUGGAAACCAGGCUAGUCAAUCGGGAUCUCAACAGCACGGAGCCCGAUCAUCUGGCACUCAACACCAAUCACGGGCAUCUGAGAAGGCCCCUGCACGUGAAAACACUGACAAACUCGCCCCGGAACCCCAGAAGCUGCCAUUCCACGGGGUAUUCCCUGAUGUUGUUGAUACUCCCCAGGGACCCGUCGACCAAACCCAAUUCUUUCAAACUGGCCCAGCCACUUAUCAGGUUUCUGAUGUUCCAGCUAGACGUUCUGCUCCUCCACCUUCCUCCCCCCCACGUCAACAGGAGCAACAGGCACCGCUGGUGACACCAUUCUCUACACCAUAUUACAACUGGGAUCCUACUCGCUCGGCUCCACCAGUCGAUAGUGCUCCGGAAGCCAAUCGUUUCCCCCGUCAGUUCUACUCCAAUGAAUGGGAUAACCCUGCGCCGGCAUUUAAGACUCCAGUGCCUGCCCCCCCACAGGGACAGAAGAGAUGGUUUGAGAGCCGUGAGAAGACCCCGGAGCCUCAGCGGGAGCCUCCGCUAAGACAAAUUUUCCCAUGGGAGAAUAAACCAAGGACCACUACUCGCGUAUUCGCUGAUGACCCGCCGGUCGAGGAACAUGUUGAGGAGCCGGAAGAGGAAGAGGAGGAGGAGGAGGAGGAGGAGGAGGAGGUCCAACAGGAGCAGGAACCCCAAAUUACUAAGGAGGAGGCCACGGCUUGGAGAACAUAUGUCCAGGAGAAUGAGUGGGAUGCGAUUCCAGGAAUCCAAGACUACGUCUCGGAUUUAAAGCGCCGUGGCAAUCACGUACUCCAGUCUCUCGAAGCCAGUCCCCGCAUUCCGGGAUACUUCAUCCCCCUUGUUAGUCAGGAGAGGCCAUCUUUGCCCGUGACCCCGAAUCCCGUCAAAAGAAGAACUGCACAAUGGACUGCUGAGGAACAACCCCAAUUCCCAAGUGCUCGUGGGAUCCCCUCUCAGGAGGACUGGGACCCUCAUGCAAAGCUCGAUGAACUUAGACGCCUCCCACCCUCUUUCGUCUCAACCCUCAGUAACACCAAUGUGAUCGGUGGUGCUGCCCAGACCGAAGCCCAGAAGGAAGCCAUUGUUCCCGAGGCACCGUUGGAGGUUCAAGCACAAGCGGACGUUACUGUCUCACCUCCUUCCCCAGCCUACAGAACCAGCGCAGCCCAAACCGAGAGCCCGAAGCUUGAGGAUAGGGCAAUACAGGUUGACGACAUCCCUGAGGUUGAGGACAAGAAGUCGUUGUCUGGCUCAUCCAGUGCCAGUCUGAAGACUGAUAGUGACAUUUCGCUCGGAAAGCGUUCCAUCGAGUCUCAAUCACCUCCCAAGUCUCCCGAGUCCAAGGAGAAGGAGAAGCGCCGCUCGAUGAAUCUUCAAAAGCUACUACCCAAGUACUGGGGCAGCAAGACUAUCGAAUCGCGUCGACAGGCAGCCUUGAGAUGAUUUCAGCACUUGCUCUGAGGUUGAGCCGAAGGCAUAGAUUGGAUCUACGAUGGGUAUAAUGUUUUUUCUUAUUUCAGUUACGCCUUGCUCUUUCAGUUCUGCAUACUCUUGGGUUCUAGUCCUUUCUUUAGCUGGAAAUUUUUCUGAAGUUGGUGGUUACUCUGCAUGCUCUUGAAAUUACGGGUGUUCACAUAGAGCGGUUUCGAUAUGUCGACUAACUUACAUGGGCAGCGUUGUGGAUUUUAUAUCUCUUUCAUGGCGAGUCCUUGCGUUAUUUCUCCUUUUUUUAACGUCAUGUCUUUACCGCCCCUUCGCUAUGUCGCUUUCAGAUACUUUCUUACGAUUUUCCUUAGGAAAUGUGAAUAAAGUCACAAAAAAAGUCUUUACAUUUUGUAACUUAAAAAUCAUGUAUUGCUUUUUUUGUUGGUGAUAAUGAAAAGGUUCACGAAUGUUUUCAAAAUUAUUGUUCCCUGUCGUUCUCGUGAUUUCGAAACCCCCCAAUUGAAAUGACGCUAUUUAAUAAUAGUUACCGAUGCAGGGAAAGGCUGGAGUGUCGGUUGCAUGCUUGUAUUUCGGGUGUUUUGAUUGUUAUCUCUUAUCUUCG